This is a messenger RNA of Gossypium arboreum, 615 nucleotides long. RefSeq lists its product as uncharacterized. Bases 113 to 463 code for a protein of 116 amino acids. The record is from RefSeq and is a predicted model, not a curated record. The transcript has 2 exons. NCBI's taxonomy places the organism in Eukaryota, Viridiplantae, Streptophyta, Magnoliopsida, Malvales, Malvaceae.
ACAAAGGAAAAACAAGCUAAGGAGAACCUAAGAGAAAGGCAGCAGCAUAUAUACACAGUUUUCCAGUUUCCAUUUUCUUGUAAGUCCAUAUUUCGCUCUUCACUCCAAACACAUGGAGCUCUCUAGAAGCCUCACCCAACCCAUUUCCCUGCUCCCUACCAUCAGCUUCUUCACCCCACAUCCCUCUUUCCGUCCCCAUCUCCGCCCACUCCCGCCGUCUCGCACCACCGCCUACUGCCUCCAUUCACGGGUUUUGUGUUUUAAUAAUAACCCGUUGCUUAAAGCAAAAGCAUCGGAAGAAACCUCGGACGGGGAGGCCGCAGUUGAAGAAGUUGCAGCGGUUGAAAUGAAUGUGUACGAUGAAAAGCUGACAGUGGAAAAACUUAAAGAAGAGCCUUUGGCGUUUCAGUUUUCAGAGAAACUGAAUAUAAAGGUUGAUUUCAGUUAUUUUCUGUUCCCUUAAUUUUAUUCCUAUAGGUUUUAUUGAUGUGUUUUUGCUGCACUUAUUCGACUAAAAUAAUAAUGGCUACUAUGACAAGUAUCAGACUUGGUGAAAGUGGUCGAUCAUAAAUUCUUGAGGAACCAUAUUGACAAAUAUAAUCUGAGCGGUUGCCU